Messenger RNA from Asterias rubens (European starfish), 1319 nucleotides. Its product is annotated as heme-binding protein 2-like. The coding region runs from base 96 to 716 and encodes 206 amino acids. The record is from RefSeq and is a predicted model, not a curated record. NCBI's taxonomy places the organism in Eukaryota, Metazoa, Echinodermata, Asteroidea, Forcipulatida, Asteriidae. The transcript has 5 exons.
AUAACUUGGGUGAUCCGUUGUCUAUUUUGGUAUAACGUUGUUGUCGUUCGUCAAGCUCACAUCGUUAAGAGGUUAACUGUGAUCACAUUUUCAAGAUGGCUGCUUUUAAAUUGAUUCUACUGAUAGCUUUUGCUGCAGUAUGUAUCAAUACAUGUAAAUCAAGAUCCAUCCAAGACGAACCGCCGUUUUGCAGAGGUCUUGAAUGUCCCCAUUUUACAUCUAUGCUAACAACAAAGGACUACGAGUUCAGAGCUUACCCAGAAUCUAAAUGGGUCAGCACAACCAUCAUUGGGGCAGACUACAAGAGCGCCACAAGUGAAGGCUUCGACAAACUCUUCCAGUAUAUCAGCGGGCAAAACUCCCAAAAGCAAAAGAUCGAGAUGACUGCACCGGUGAUAAACCGCGUGAUUCCCGGCCAAGGACCAACCUGUGCCGAUAACUUCACUGUGUCAUUCAUGGUUCCAUUUGAGUUGCAAGCCAACACACCAAUGCCUACUGACUCAACCAUCUUCAUGUAUACUCUACCAGCCCACAAAAGUUAUGUCAGGUCCUAUACUGGUUUCUCUGACGAAACCAAGUUUCUUGCGGAAGCUCAAGCCUUGGCUGGAGCCUUAAACUCCACCCAGACAUACGAUCAGAGCUACUUCUAUACCGCUGGCUACGACAGCCCAUUUAACAUCUUCAACAGACAUAAUGAAGUUUGGUUCAUCGUUUAAGAAACUUACCAGGAACUCACCAGGUCUUGAGACUUUAAGCACAACAAGUAGCUAAGCACAACAAUUUACGCUUACCAGAAUAAUGUUACCAACCAAACUAUUAAAUCACAAGUACAAUUAGUGAUUGGUAUCCUGCUCAUUUCUGCUUAACGGAAAUUUGUUAAGCAUUUUUUUUUCUGCUUAAGCAACUCCAUGCAUUUGUGUCCUGCCCUUUUCCCUUUUGUUUUUGUUUGCUUAGGGUUUGAUAUUAAAAACCCUAAAAAAAUAUGCAAACCAACGACCGAAUUGCACCUUGGAAAGACAUUUUGAAAGACAAUAAAAGCAUACAAAAAAGGUUAACAAAGGUAUGGACUCCAAAUCACAGAGCUUGUUCAGAGAAAAUAUUAUUUAAAUAUUCUUGUCAGCAAGUGUUUAUUUUUCUGAGGUUCUUUUUCGCUAUUAUUUUUGUGUCAAUGUUUGGUGUUUCCUAAAAUCAAAAUAAGUGAGGCCGCAGCACAGAAAAAAAAAACCCGAAUAAUUAUCAGGCAUACCCUAAAUAAAGAAAGUACUUCCAUCGAUGUUGAGGACAAGUGCAUUUUUGUUCGUAUAGAUUGUUAAAGUUGU